Messenger RNA from Caenorhabditis bovis, 381 nucleotides. Lineage: Eukaryota; Metazoa; Nematoda; Chromadorea; Rhabditida; Rhabditidae. The record is from the annotation of a GenBank genome assembly.
AUGAUCAACAAUUUUGCGCUAAUUGUUCUCAUAUCUCGCUACCAAUUUCUCGAGUGUGUCAAACACUCUCAUCCGUGGCUGACACCACAAUUUCGGCUUAACGAUAUUCAAAAAACCGCCGACGCUGAUAAUUUAACACAAUGGAAAGAGAAUUUCGCGUUUCGGAAGGUCUCGUCAACGAAUAAUCUGUUUUGCAAGAUAUAUGGCUACUGUAGAGAAUACGAAAUGGGACUUUCGGUGAUUAAUAUUUUGACAAAAUGGAAGAACAUGGGCCUCAUUUAUCCGUAUAAGAAAUACGACGGCCGCGCGGAUCCGAAUUUUCCCUAUUCGAAAUUGCAAUCAUUCGUCAGCACAAUGCGUCAGAAAAACAAUUUUUAUUGA